Molecule: messenger RNA, 1611 nt
Organism: Aspergillus calidoustus
Lineage: Eukaryota; Fungi; Ascomycota; Eurotiomycetes; Eurotiales; Aspergillaceae
Source: the annotation of a GenBank genome assembly
AUGAUCCUCUCCCUCCUCUCCCUCCUUGGACGCCUGGGCGCCGUCACGGCCUCGCUCAUCGUUGUAGGCCUCAAUGCAAAGUUCAUCACCGAGCGCCUUUGGCUGACGGAUCUGCUGGUCUACAUUGAAGUCGUUGCGGGCGUCAGUGUUGUAGCUGCGCUGGUUCCUCCAUACCCGAACUUUCUAUAUGACUCGUUUUGGGCGGCGGUGUGGAUCAUCGCUGCGAUCUUUGCUUUGGUUUUGCAGUUCGCAGAGUCGAAUUGCUAUGGGCUGCAGCCUCAUAGCCCGAUAGAGUGUGCGACGUACAAGGCUGGAACAGCUUUUGCGUUUAUUGCUUUGCUCUCAUGGCUGGGGAGUGCCUUUAUGGGAGGUCUGGCUAUCCUUGCGCUGAUGGCUAAUGUGGGGAAUCGAUACUGGGGUCGUCCACUACACCUCGGUGCUACAGAAAAGGACGAUACGGUCUCACCAGAGGAGGUUCGGAAGGUCAAGGGCCUAGGCAAUUCGCACGUUGCGAGGUGGUUUAUAUGCUAUGGUAUCCUUGGGGUAGUCCUCCUUGCGGUCGGAAUUCCUGUCAUUGUAAUCUACGCAGCCCCAGCCUUCGCUCGCUACCUUAUGCAAGGCAUCCCCGUACCCGACAACGUGCGCAUCCAACUGAAGAACCCGACCAACGACAGCAUCGGCGUGACACUCGAAAGCGACGUCUGGGUUCCUGACGGAGGAGAUGUAACCUUUUACCCGAUGGACGUGACCUUUUUCUCCAAUGACGAAUACCCCAACUUCGACCCGAUCGCAUCCAUCAGCCUCCCACUGUUAAAGUACAAAUCGAAGGAACACCUCAAUAUCCCCGAGCAGAGACUGCAGCUUGGAAAUCUUGAUGCGUUCGCACGGUUUAUUGAGCAUGCAGCGUUCAAUUCUACGUUUACAUUGGGUGGGAUUGCGCGCGCGAAGGUCAAGAUCGCGACAAUCAGCACCGAGGUAGAUCUGUAUAAGUCGGUCACGUUUCCAGCGUUCAAUGCGUUCCCAACGAUCGAGUUCAAGGAGAUUGGGCUCAAGACCCGUGAUGCCAACGGCUAUAAUCUCCAUGCAAAAGUCGUCCUCGAGAACCCGACUCCGGCAAGCGCGACGCUCGGCGACGUUACUCUGAACGCAAUGAUCGGCGACUUCAUAAUCGGCGAAGGCCGAGUCUCCGUGGCGAACAUCAUCCCUGGCAGGAAUACAUUCGACGUGGACGCGAAGCUCAACAUCACAAACAUCCAGAACAACAUCAACGCAAUAAUGGCAAUCGAGUUGCCCUACCUAAAGAGGGAGCAGAUUAUCGUCUCUGCAUCCGUCACCUCGGUCGUAUACGAGGGCGAGCAUCUGCCCUACUGGGAAGAGGCAUUCGGUCGGCUUGAGAUUGCACUUGCCCGGCCGAUUCGUCCACUUGUUCAGAGUAUACUAGACAGUGGCUUUCUGGGGAGUUAUAUGAGUCCGAUUGUGAAGCGGGUGCUGAAUAUUAUCUUGGAGAACGUGAAGGAGAUGGAUGAGGAUGAUCUCGAGGAUUAUGCGGAAGGUUUGGGGGAUAUUGGCACGCGAGCGCUCAGUCUUCUUUCGACCCUGGGUAUCUUGUGA